Molecule: messenger RNA, 1485 nt
Organism: Zychaea mexicana
Lineage: Eukaryota; Fungi; Mucoromycota; Mucoromycetes; Mucorales; Lichtheimiaceae
Product: kinase-like domain-containing protein
Exons: 7
Coding region: 337-1371 (344 amino acids)
Biological process (GO): protein phosphorylation; positive regulation of transcription by RNA polymerase II
Cellular component (GO): nucleus; transcription factor TFIIH holo complex; transcription factor TFIIK complex
Molecular function (GO): ATP binding; cyclin-dependent protein serine/threonine kinase activity; RNA polymerase II CTD heptapeptide repeat kinase activity
Source: RefSeq, a predicted model, not a curated record
CCUUGGUGAAGGACGAUUGCUUACUAACAUUUUGCACACGCGUACAAAUAGCAAUUAAUAUCAUGCGAUGAAGACAAAGACACCUCUUCCCUAUUCAUUUUAAGGGCAGCAAGGGCAACAACAAGAUUUUGCUGGCUCGCUCGUUAAAAAGCAUGGCAUUAUAUUAAAACUCAAAUCGCAUGCCAAAGGGCUAUGUCUGCAGACUUACCAACAUAGAAGAAUACGAGAUGCCGCUUACAGCAGAUUUAAUCGUCACUCAACUGUUUUCUAUCAUAAAGCUGGUCGUGCGUACUUACCGUGCACUCGACUCCUCUUUGUCACUGCCAAAAACGAACAAUGAAACCUGAAGAUGCCGAUGGAAGCAAUCUUAAGACUGAGAAAAGAUAUCAAAAGACGGCCAAAGUAGGUGAAGGUACCUAUGCCGUUGUAUACAGAGGUACUCAAUCGGAUACGGGACGCAUGGUUGCCAUUAAAAAGAUCAAAAUGGGACAAUUUAAAGACGGACUGGAUUUAACGGCCAUUCGUGAAGUCAAAUAUCUUCGAGAACUGCGGCAUCCCAAUGUCAUUGAUUUAAUUGACGUGUUCUCGCACAAGACGAGCUUGAAUUUAGUGUUGGAGUACUUGGAUUCGGACCUCGAGCAGGUGAUCAAAGACAGAUCCAUUUUAUUCAUGCCAGGCGAUAUCAAGGCAUGGAUGUUAAUGACCCUCCGAGGACUGGAUCAUUGCCACCGCCACUAUAUUCUUCAUCGGGAUAUGAAGCCCAACAACUUGUUAAUAACACAUGAUGGCGUAUUAAAGAUUGCAGAUUUUGGUCUGGCAAGGGAUUGGGGCGAUCCUGGACGACAAAUGACUUCACAGGUGGUGACACGAUGGUACCGAUCGCCUGAACUCCUGUUUGGUGCUCGAGAAUAUACCUAUGCGGUCGACAUUUGGGCUGUUGGAUGCAUCUUUGCAGAGCUCAUGUUACGGACGCCGUAUAUUGCAGGAGAUUCAGAUCUGGAUCAAUUGACGAAAAUAUUCCAUGCGCUGGGUACACCGACAGAAGCUGACUGGCCUGGGAUGACAUCGCUACCCAACUAUAUUGCAUUCAAAACAUUCCCCAAAGUGCCUCUGCGAUCAUACUUUACUGCAGCUGGCUCUGACGCUCUGGACCUAUUGGAGAAAAUGAUCGCCUUUGAUCCAAGCAAACGAUGGAAUACGACCGUAUGUCUCAAGCAUCCUUAUUUCCGCAACGCACCUUUGGCUACCAAACCUGAAAGUCUACCAAAAAAGGCACCGGAUGUGGAACAGGUGGCACAGACACUCAAGCGGAAAGCAGGAACAAUGGGUGAUGAUGGCUCAUAUCAAGAUUCGAAAAAGUUCAAAGCAUAAGUCCACCACUGCCACUACCCAUUACUACACCAACAAACUUAACUGCUCAACUAUAGUAUAUAGCAAUAUCACAUAGCACCAUCACAUCAUUCUGUAAAUAACAUGUUUUUCCCU